AGCUGCCGCGUGUUUUGGGUGCAAGGGAAGAAGCGGGUCAGCGGAGGAAUCGUGUGACGAUGACGUCUCGCAGGGGGGAGGUUAUUGGUUGUCAGUCCAGGAACCAGCGGCUGGUGUUUGUCAAGCGUGCUCAUGUACGCUGUUGGGGCUGCAACAGGUAACGUUGGCGAGGGUGAGCAAGGCUGAAAACCAGAGGUUGGGGGAUGGAUCGAGAGGUGCUCGGGGGAGCAGAUAUGAUAUAAGAGGUAUCAAAGGGGGGGGCAAAAAGAAGGCUGGGGACGAGAAGGCUAGGAGGCUGAGAAAGAGAGGGAUCGACCCUGGGAAGGCUCCUCCUCUCUGGACUUGCGGCCUAGCCUUGACCCUGCGAAAGACCGUUGUUGUACCUCGUGAUACAAGGUACUUGGUAAAUAGUGGGAGAGGGUAGCGAUGGUUGUCCUCUCAAAAAGCAGAGUGGGAAGCAGGCCUUUUCCCCGGAUCUCAGAGGCGAGGUACGGUCCACGGAAGGUCGGCGGUCGCGAAGUAGGCCUGGGAAUGCUUCGUAAUGACAACAAAGCACGAGACGACGAGGAGUCGGACCGCAGAUGAACGAAAAGGGGGAGGGGGGGACGAAGUAAAUGGCGAGAAAAAGACGAUAGGUUGUAAUGAUGAUUGGAGGAUUCGCCGUCUUCUCUUUCUCUCGCUCUCUGUCUC
Molecule: messenger RNA, 690 nt
Organism: Cryphonectria parasitica EP155
Lineage: Eukaryota; Fungi; Ascomycota; Sordariomycetes; Diaporthales; Cryphonectriaceae
Exons: 1
Coding region: 427-585 (52 amino acids)
Source: RefSeq, a predicted model, not a curated record